This is a messenger RNA of Mucor mucedo, 648 nucleotides long. RefSeq lists its product as uncharacterized. Lineage: Eukaryota; Fungi; Mucoromycota; Mucoromycetes; Mucorales; Mucoraceae. The transcript has a single exon. The coding region runs from base 1 to 648 and encodes 215 amino acids. The record is from RefSeq and is a predicted model, not a curated record.
AUGGAUAAUAGACAGUUUUAUCACGGUAGUCAAUAUAACACCCCUUCGCCCGUGGUUUUUCCAUCCGCAUCGCCUACUCCUAAAUUAUAUAGCACACCCUCAAAGAAAUUGCCAGAAGUGCAGCCAUGGCAAGGCACUGGGAUAGAGUCGGUACCCAUAAAUCAUCAUGAUCUUCACAAUGAAAAAGAAGAGGAUUAUCAUCAACAUAAUCAUGACUAUAGUCAUUACAAUAGUAGAGAAAAAUCAGCUGGAAUUACACCAACAAUUUCACCAUUGUCUAUGAUGAUGGAAAGCGACACAUUGCUAGAUGAUGAAGAUAUUUCGUCGUAUCGGUUUAGUGAAGAAGAUUUGCUAUCCUCUAUUUUAUCAUCCAGGUCUCCUUCUUUACGUCCUAGACCUGUUUCGUUCACAUCAUCCUCUCCACAGGAAGACGAAGAACAUGAGGAAGGAUCUAAACCUAUUGUUGGUAGUCCGUUUGCACCUGUACCUAAUCAAGAUCCUAUCAUUGAACGGCCCAGCCGCUUUUCUUUGGAAACAAGUUUUAUACCAGAAGAAGCAAUUUCACCUGCUUCCUCCUCCAAAAUUUCAUUUGGUAAAAACCUAAUGUCUCGCAUGAAAAAAGCAGCUUCGGGAAAGCCAUUUAAAUAA